This is a messenger RNA of Toxorhynchites rutilus septentrionalis, 1084 nucleotides long. RefSeq names its product protein SET-like. NCBI's taxonomy places the organism in Eukaryota, Metazoa, Arthropoda, Insecta, Diptera, Culicidae. Gene Ontology annotation, cellular component: nucleus; chromatin. The transcript has 2 exons. The coding region runs from base 235 to 996 and encodes 253 amino acids. The record is from RefSeq and is a predicted model, not a curated record. Gene Ontology annotation, molecular function: histone binding; chromatin binding. Gene Ontology annotation, biological process: nucleosome assembly.
GCCAUCCUUGAAUGCACUAGUGUGAAUUGCCGCCCUGUUUGUUUACUGUGUUUAAUUGUUCAUAACUAUUGUGACAAACAUUGAUGGGUGUUGCCCAUUUCCAAGAACGAAAUCAUUUGCUGGAGUCGUUGGAAAAAGUGGAAGUGGCUUCCUGGCCUAUACCGUAGGUCGUUGGUUUAACCAGAUAAAAGAAACAACUGCCGGCUGCCGACUCAAAGUGGCACCCAGAAAACAAUGCCUCCGAAUGUCGACAAGCGAUUUGUGUUGGAAGAGUUCGCAAUCUGCUCGAGGCGAAUCGAACAGCUGUACGGAAAGUCGAACGGCCAAUUCCUCGAGGCUCAGUUUCGGGAACGUAACAAUAUUAUCAAGAGCAUUCCCAACUUUUGGCAGACAGUGAUUAGCAACCACCCGCUAAUCUCGGCGAUCAGCGACGCUGGAGAAGAUGUUCACCUGCAGUUUAUGAAUGACCUAGGGGUCGAUGAGUUCAGCGUCGGUGGCGUAGCCGGCUACCGAUUACAUUUCCACUUCGAUCUUAAUCCUUUCUUCGCGGAUGAAGUCUUGACGAAGGAAUUCAUCACGCUGACGAACGGGGAUAACCUCACCACCAGCACGGACACCCAGUGGAAUCCGAUGUUGGAGGGAACGGAACUUCAGCCCUCGCGGAAGCGGUUUCGGGAGAUCCGUACCUUCCUGGAUUGGUUUAUGGAGAAUGACGAUUCGUUCAUCGAUAUUGCGAAAAGGAUUAGAAGUGAUCUUUGGGUGAACGCAUUUACCUACUAUAUGAUAUCGCAAAAUAAUGGAGCGGUGACAGUGGAGAGCAACGGCGACGAGAGAGGACCUGAUCCGCAAGUUGUGACUAUGGAACCGACUAAACAUGAGGAAAGCAGAAGUAUACCUGAAAAAGAGAUAGUCGAGAAAACCAGCACCAGAGUUCGCAGGAGUACACGAUUGCAAUCGAAACCAAGAAUAAACUGGCGAAUCCGAGCUAGUAUUUAAUAAGUGUGAGUGUUGUGUUUUACUAGGAGUUCUAUCAGUGAGUAAAUUUGUAAAUGUUGAUUUUUAAAUAAAUAUGACGACAGUGGAA